AUGUUGGGAGCUGCUAAGGCCACUUACUAUCAAGGUUGGAUCCAAAAGAUGAAUGAACUGAAGAAAGUAGAUGUCAAGGCUUGGACUUGGUUAAUAGCAAUUCCUACCAAAUGUUGGUUUGCCAGGGGCAAGCCUAUUCUAACCAUGUGUGAGUGGAUUAGAAAGUACCUUAUGAAUAGGCAUGUUGUUGCUGUAUUGAGUUAUAGGAAACAAAACCAUGAUGAUUUUGUUGAUGAAUGUUAUACAAGAGAGAAGUAUGCAAUUUUUUAUGGAUUUUCUGUUACUCUUAUCAAUGGGCAAGAGAUGUGGUCAGAGGUCCAAACCAAUGAAUUACUACCUCCUGUAUAUAAAAAUGGACCUGGAAGAUCAAGGAAGGUUAGGAUAAAGGAAUGUGGUAAGGAUGGUUCUAGAAGGAGAAGACCUGGUGUAGCUUAUAAGUGCUCAAAAUGUGACAAGUUUGGGCACAAUGCUUUAUCAUGCAAGAGCCUUACAUGA
Messenger RNA from Lathyrus sativus (Indian pea), 495 nucleotides. NCBI's taxonomy places the organism in Eukaryota, Viridiplantae, Streptophyta, Magnoliopsida, Fabales, Fabaceae. The record is from the annotation of a GenBank genome assembly.